This is a messenger RNA of Diprion similis, 2061 nucleotides long. RefSeq names its product 1-acyl-sn-glycerol-3-phosphate acyltransferase beta (gene Agpat2). Gene Ontology annotation, cellular component: endoplasmic reticulum; membrane. Gene Ontology annotation, biological process: phosphatidic acid biosynthetic process. Gene Ontology annotation, molecular function: 1-acylglycerol-3-phosphate O-acyltransferase activity. NCBI's taxonomy places the organism in Eukaryota, Metazoa, Arthropoda, Insecta, Hymenoptera, Diprionidae. The record is from RefSeq and is a predicted model, not a curated record. Bases 111 to 944 code for a protein of 277 amino acids. The transcript has 6 exons.
UCGUGUCAUUUUAGUGAGGAGCUACACCGACUGCGGAGUGAACGGUAUCGCAAGUUCGACGGUUGAUGGUGGUGAUUGUUAGUGAUUAUUAUUUCUGUUGAUUCUUUAUAAUGGUCCUGGGAGUUUCUUGCAGCAGCGUCGGCGUUGCUCUCCUGCUGCUCCUGGUCGUAGUUUGCGCUGUGAGCGAUGCUGCAAGAUAUCGGAUUAAAUUUGUACUCUUUAUUUUUCUAAGUGCUAUAGCGGCGACAUGGUGCAUACCAAUUAUGCUCUUUCAGCCAGGACAUUGGAAAAAUGCGCUCAUACCUGCGUGGGGAGGGCGACAAAUUGCAAAACUCCUAGGCAUACAAUUUCAAGUUCGUGGGAAGGAAAAUAUCGUCAAAGACACGGGUUGUGUAGUGUUGAUUAAUCACCAGAGCGGACUUGAUCUUUGCGUAUUGGCAGAGUUGUGGCCGGUGUUGGAACGAUGCACGGUGAUUUCAAAAAAAGAGAUUCUCUACUUGGGGCCGUUUGGGCUCGCCUCCUGGCUUUGGGGUACGAUUUUCAUCGACAGGCGGCAAGCUGAGCAAGCACAUAGCACCAUGAACUCGACGGCGGACAUUAUCAAUAACAGAAAGGCAAAACUUUGUCUAUUUCCCGAGGGUAAGCGGCACUCCGGGACGAAGCUGCUUCCGUUCAAGAAGGGCGCCUUCCACGUCGCCAUCGCCUCCCAGACCCCGAUUCAGCCGGUCGUCGUCUCCAAGUAUUAUUUUCUCAACGACAAACUCAAGAAGUUUGGCUCUGGAAAAAGUUAUAUCACCAUUUUACCACCGAUUUCCACAGUCGGAAUGACAAAGGACAAUAUAGCGGAACUGAUGGAUGAAGCCCACGAAAAAAUGAACAAAGUUUUCCAAGAGACCUCUCAGGAAGUUCUAACGUUACAUGUCGACAAUUCAAACUCGAAAUAAUGAGAGUAAGGAAACUCGCGGAGUAAAAAUAGUACUAAUCAUAAUCCAAAGAGACAGCGAAUGAAGAUCUACUCGAAAUUGCAAAUGUAUUGACUAAUGUCAGCGUCAUACCUUUAUACACACGUAAAGUUGGAAAUUCCACGGAAACUUGGACUAGUGACCUUUGCGUCGGUGCAGUAAGAGUUCGUAUACCUAAUAGAAUCGAUUGUUGCCACAUACAACUAUUUUACAUGAAUAAUUCUAAGAGUUGUAUGCAUUUAAACGUUAUACGUAUACAAUAUCCCGCACAACAUUUUUUAUACAGACUUUUAGAUGAUGUCGACACGUUGUAAGUAUAAAGCAAAAAAGGAAAAAAAAAUAUAGGUCGUCUAUCACGCACAUGCCUGUUAUAUUGUAUACACAAUAUAUGCAUAUAAAUAUUUACCAACGAUCGAUUGAGAACUGAAACGAAACUGACAUAUCCAAAUUACGACCGAUCAAAUAUCCAAUUAUAGUAUUAUGUAAAAGUCGUGUACAGCAAAUGAAGAAAAGUAUAAGUCAGAUGAAUUACUUAUUCAUAAGUCUUCUUUUCUAUCUCAAUCUAAAUUACAACACAAUUUAUUUUCAAACAUUUUAAGGUUGUAAAUAAAAAUCUGGUAAUAUGUUCGAGUUUUGGUAUUUGUUGAAAUUCAUAGAAUUUAAAGAUCGGCUAUUUCAUCAAGAUGAAUUGGUCUCAAAUCGAAUUGAAGGUAUAGGUGAAAUUUGAUCUCAACACUAUUUACUUUAACUGAUUGUGAGACCUUUGAUUUUUUCUACGAAAUGAUAUCUUUACAUAUGUAGGUUAUUAUUUAAGUCUAACGCACAUUCGCUGGUUAGCCCCAUAGCAGCUGUGCACAAAAUUUAUUGUUUAUGUUGGUCACAGGGGCUAAUCUCAUGCAUAUACUCCGGCUCUACUUCAGAUUAAUUUCUAAUAUUUUUCCGGUGUAGACUGUACAUAGUUUCUAAAAAUUGUUGUCGUGACAUCGAUAUGACGCAUAGGAAAGACGAAAAAGAAUCGGCGCAAUUCAAAUUGUCACACGUGACACUACAUGACUACUGAUUUCCGAAAUACGAUUUUAUUCGUGCAGUUUUUUAUAAA